Thlaspi arvense is the source of this 2324-nucleotide messenger RNA. The record is from the annotation of a GenBank genome assembly. NCBI's taxonomy places the organism in Eukaryota, Viridiplantae, Streptophyta, Magnoliopsida, Brassicales, Brassicaceae.
CGAAAAUUGAGAAAAAAAAUGCGGAGAUCUGUUGUGUUUGCUUCGACGGUGAAGAGAUUUGUUCAUGGUCAAGGUAAUCCUGGAACUGCUCUUCCUUCGUUGAAUUUCUGUUUCCGGGCACGAGCUUUCUCUGUUGCCAGUGAUGAUUAUAGAGAGAAGCUCAGAAACGGGGUAGAUGAUGCAAUUGGUUUUCUCGUCCUUUGCCUUCCAUUAUUCGGUGAUGCACUCGACCUAUUCGGUGAAAUGGAGAGCAAGGGAAUUAGACCUGAUGUUAUGGAGCGAUGCCUCCGGCUACUAAGCGAUAUGAUCGAGAGGAACAUCGACGCCAAUGUAGUUACGUUCAGUGCAUUGACCGAGGCGUUUGCAAAAGAGGGGAAACUUUUGGAGGCCGAGAGAUUGUAUGAGGAAAUGAUCGGAAGAUCUAUAGAUCCGAACAUUUUCACAUACAGUUCACUGAUCAAUGGGUUUUGCAUGCAGAGUCGCCUAGAGGAGGCCAAGCGGAUGUUUGAUUUGAUGGUUAGCAAGGGUUGUCUCCCAGAUGUAGUGAUAGGAUUAGUUGGAAACACAGUCACUUACAAUACGCCUAUCCAAGGCUUUUUCCAAGCUGAAGAUUGUGAGAACGCCCAACAAGUUUUCAAACAGAUGGUUUCUGCUGGUGUCCCUCCUGAUAUUUGGACAUACAACAUUUUGUUAGACGGUCUUUGUAACAACGGGAAGUUAGAGAAGGCAUUGGUCGUAUUCCAAGAUAUGCAAAAGAGUGAAGUGGAACUCGGGAUGUGCAAGGCUGGGAAGGUGGAAGAUGCUUGGGAUUUGUUUUCUUGCCUCAGCCUUAAAGGAGUGAAGCCUAAUGUUGUGACCUGCAAUACAAUGAUCUCAGGAUUGUGUAGGAAAGACUUACUGCAAGAAGCAGAUGCCUUGUUUAGAAAAAUGAAAGAAGAUGGGCCUCUUCCAGAUAGCGGUACCUAUAAUGCACUGAUUGGGGCACGCCUUAGAGAUGCCGCAUCAGCAGAACUCAUCAAGGAAAUGAGGAGUUGCGGCUUUGCUGGAGACGUGUCAACAGUAAGCUUGGUCACUAAUAUUGCUCCAAUUCAUCUUGAUUUAAGGUGGGAUGAGGCUCAAAUUGUGGCAAGAAAGCUUGUGCCUUACCGUAGAAGCUUCUAUAGUCAGUACAAGUUUAGAGAUGGAGAGGGAACAAAAUCGGCUCUGAAUCUGCUUAGGACGAUGGAGGAAAGCCACAUCAAAGCCAAUGCUGUAAUCUAUAAUCAUAGCAGUGUUCAAAACUUUUUCACUGAAAUGCUUGAGACUGUGUCUUCCUUUCGUUGCAGCUGCUACUGAAUUCGCUUUGAUGCACGUGAAAUCUGGUGUCACGUUAUCAUCUCUCAUUUGCUAAACACAAAAAUGUUUAUGCAAUGUAAAAAUUGAAUUAGGAGGCUACAACAGUACCCCAAUUUCAUGAUUAUUAUUUGUUGGAAACUUACAAAAAUCUUUCCUGCAAGGUGGGUUGGUGACACGUGUCACAGCACGAGUCCGUAAGUGGGGUUGAUGACCUAACUCAUUGAACUUCCGACAGAUCCUAAUAAAUCCAAGUGAUGAAUUGAUAAUUAAAACUUUUUAAAAAGGAAAAAAUAAGCUGGACAAUAAUGUGUUUUUAACUUUAACGACGAGAUUCUUUUGGAUUUUCAUUUCAGAAAACGACUUAAAUCUAAUUCCAAAAGUUCAAUUUCGAAUUCCUGAUAUAUAUAACUACGAGCUAAAAUAACUUGUAUUCUUUCUUUGUUUGUGAUAAGAUCGUAUUUUAGUUAACGUAAACUUUAUGUACUUACCUUGGCCUUAAAAAAAAAUUAUCAUGUUAUUAUUAUAAAUGCCGAAUAUGAUACUCUAGAAAGAGUUACAUAGGUUUAAAGUUUUUGAUGAAAAUUAAGUGUUUGACAAAAAAAAGCGAGUUGUUUUUUUUGAUAAUUUUUUUUGGUAAAUGUUGAUAUGUUUUGGUUAAAUUGGUGUUUUAGGCACACAAAAAAUGCGACUCUCUUAUAUUGGAACUAGAUGUUGAUGAUACAUAUUGUAGGUUUCAGCUAACUAUAAAUUUAGUAAGAAUUGAUUAUUAAUUUUUGGCUUCAAAUUUUCAAUCAACAUGAUUUAAGUAAGAAUUGAUUUUUAAUUGGUUUCAAAUCUUCAAUCAACAUGAUUAAAAUAUUAAACCAAACUGCAAGUCGUUUUACAAAAGAAAAAAUUAGAUUAUUUUCCAAAAUUAGGUGAAAGGCCUAUCAAUAUCUAAUAAUAAUUAAAAGAACAUUCUUCUAACUUUUUCAAUUGGUAACUUAUCU